AUGGGCAAAAAAGCAAAAACCGGAAAACUUCGUAAAGAUAAAUUUUACCAUUUAGCUAAAGAAUCAGGUUUUCGAUCUCGUGCUGCAUUCAAAUUAUUACAAUUAAAUCGUGAACAUCGUUUUCUCGAAAAUGCUCGUGUUCUUAUUGAUCUCUGUGCAGCACCCGGUGGUUGGUUACAAGUUGCUGAGAAACAUAUGCCAAUAUCUAGUUUAAUUAUUGGUGUUGAUUUAGCGCCAAUAAAACCAAUACCACAUACAAUUACUUAUCAAGAAGAUAUUACAUCUGAAAAAUGUCGACAACUUUUAAAAAAAGAUUUAGGAACAUUUAAAGCUGAUGUUAUUCUUCAUGAUGGUGCUCCUAAUGUGGGAAAAAGUUGGAUACAUGAUGCAUAUCAACAGAAUGUUUUAACAUUAAGUGCACUUAAAUUAGCAACAGAAUUUUUACGUAAAGGUGGAACAUUUGUUACCAAAAUGUUUCGUUCUAAAGAUUAUUAUUCAUUAUUAUGGGUUUUUCAACAAAUGUUUAAACGUGUUGAUUCAACAAAACCUCAGGCAUCACGUAAUGAAUCUGCUGAAAUUUUCGUUAUAUGUAGUGGAUAUUUAGCACCAGAUAAAAUCGAUCCAAAAUUUCUUGAUUAUAAACAUGUUUUUACUGAUGUUGAAAAUGAUGCAGUUGACGCACAAAAUAAAGCAAAAUUACGAUUAAAACAUCCAGAAAAAUUUGUUCGAAGUCGAGAAGGUUAUCCUGAAGGAGAUUAUACAUUAUAUCAUAAAUUAAAUGCAACAAAAUUUAUUGAAGGUGACAAUUUUCUUGAUCUAUUAGCUACUGCUAAUGAAAUUGUUAUCGAUGAUGACCGAAUACGUCAACAUCCUAAAACAACAUCUGAAUUAGAAGCAUGUAUUAAAGAUAUUAAAGUUCUUGGUCGACGAGAAAUAACUUUAAUUCUUGCUUGGCGUCGACAUUUAGCUGCAUCAAUUUUUAAAAAUACUCUUCCUCGUAUUGACCCAUCAACUGAAGAAAAUAAAACUGAAGAAAAAACGGAAGAAAAAGUUGAAAAAGAUGAGGAUGAUGAAGAUGAUGCUGAUAUUGAAGAACAAUUACUUAAACUUACUGAACAACAACGAAAAGAAGCAAAAAGAAAACGUAAACAUGUUAUGAAAGAAAAACGAAAAAUACGUGAUCGUCUUGCACUUAAAAUGAUUUUACCCGGUGAUAUUCAUGAUCAUGAAACAGCAGAAGGUGGAAAAAAUGAUCAAGGUUUAUUUGAUUUAGAAAAAAUCAAAACAAAAAAACAAUUACUUGAAAUUUCAUCCGCUUUACCUGAUAUUAAUUUGAAUAUUGAUCAUACAGUCAAUGAAGAUGAUGAUGUAUAUUUAGGUCAAGACAAAAAUCGAAUACCUCGAGUAUCUUAUGAUAAAGAUAAAGGUGAUUUGUCAUCAAUUGAUAUUUAUAAACAAUAUCUUGAUGAUGAGGAUGAUGAAGAUGAAGAUGAUGAUGAUGCUAUGCCAUAUGAUUCUGAACGACGUCAAGUUAAACUCGAUAGGUAUGACGAUGAUGGUGAGGAUGAAUCAGACAAUGACGAUAAUGAUAAUAAUCAAUGGGAAGAUGACGAAGAAGAAAAUCCACUUGAUAUGGACAUUAUCGAUGCAUCAACAAAAUCAGCGAAAGCAAAAACAGUUGCUGAUGUUUGGUUUGAACAAGAUAUAUUUAAACAAACUACACAAGAUGAUAAUGAUGAUGAAGAGUUUGAACUUGAAAGAAAAUUAAAUUCACUUAAAUCAGAUGGAAUACCAAUUCUUGGAAAAGCAUCGAAAAGUAUCCUCAAAAACGGAAAAGGUGUUUUUAAUGAUAUUGAUGUUGACGAUGAUGAUGAGUCCAGUGAAUCUGAAGAUGAUACCAGACGUAAAAAAAAGAAACGUGCAUUAAAUGAUGAUGAAUUUGAAGAAGUUCCUGUUGAUCAACCAAUGAAACGUGUCCAUCUUGAUGCAGAUGAUUUAGCAUUAGGUCAUAUGAUGUCUCAAUCAAAAAAAAAUCGAGAACAAUUAAUUGAUCGUUCUUAUAAUCGUUUUAUGGGUUAUGGUGAUUCGGAAGGUUUACCAAAAUGGUUUAUUGAAGAAGAAAAACAACAUUGUCGUGCAAGUUUACCAGUUACAAAAGAACUUGUUGAAAGAUAUAAAGCUAAAAUGAGAGAAAUCGAUCAACGACCAUCGAAAAAAGUAACUGAAGCUAAACAAAGAAAGAAACGACGUGAAAUACGUAAACUUGAAAAAGUUAAAAAGAAAGCUGAACCAUUACUUGAAAAUGCUGAUCUCGAUAAUAAAGAACGAAAUAAACAAAUUAAAGAUCUCUAUCGAAAAUAUGGUGUUAUUGGACAGAAACAAGUCAAUGUUAAAUAUGUUGUUGCUAAAAAAUCUCAGCGAGGUGGUUCUCGACCAGCAGGUGCUAAAGGACCUUAUAAAGUUGUUGACAAACGUUUGAAGAAAGAUAAACGUGCAACGAAAAAACAAAAUAAACUUAAUAAAACAAGACAGUCAACGGGGAAAGGUCGUAAGCAACAAAAACCAUCCAAGAAUAAUAAAGGAAAUAAACAACAAAAAUCAUCAAUGAAUAAUAAAGGAAAACAACGGACAUAG
Molecule: messenger RNA, 2634 nt
Organism: Adineta steineri
Lineage: Eukaryota; Metazoa; Rotifera; Eurotatoria; Adinetida; Adinetidae
Source: the annotation of a GenBank genome assembly